AUGGUCAGGUUGAAGUGGUUAAUGAGUACCUUGGAAGGUGUAUCUGCCGUGUACCACGACAAGCUUGGUUCAGCUUGGCAAAAGUUUGAUGCAACACAAAUCACCAUACUUUUGAUGCUACAUCACAGUUUGAGAAAUUUUGUAUGGUGUGCGCUACUAGUCCAUCUUACUUUCCAAGAAACUCUAGAAAAGCUGAAGUCCACUAUUAUAACUCCUACUAAGCAUACUACAGAUAGAUUAUCCUGCUCUGAUGCAAGUUUAUCUGGGCCUGGAAAGAAGAGUCUUGAGAUCCUGCUGGUCAACGAUUAUUAUUUGCCAACCAGAAGGCUUGAGGAUUUUCAGCUUAAGGCUGGCUUUUGGGAAUCCAUCAGAGCUGGAUUUCUAAAGAAUAAUACAACACAGAUUAUUGAGCCACCAUCCACAUUAGAUGAAGGGGAAGAACCAGUGUCUGAGGAGUUUGUUCUUGUUGAAAGUACUGACGCAGAUGGAAUAAUUGAACAAAUAGUAUUUUCUUUUGGUGGAGAUAUUGAUAUGUAUGACCUUCAGGCUCUGUGUGACAAGGUAGGCUGGCCUAGGAGGCCACUGUCAAACCUAGCUAGAGCUCUGAAAAAUAGCUACAUGGUAGCCACGUUGCAUUCCAUUAGGAAAUCACCAGGAUCAGAGGGGAAUGAGCAAAAGAAACUAAUUGGCAUGGCCCGUGCUACAUCAGAUCAUGCCUUCAAUGCAACAAUUUGGGAUGUUCUUGUUGAUCCUAGCUAUCAGGGUCAAGGCCUUGGUAAGGCCCUUGUCGAGAAUCUUGUAAGGGCUCUUAUGCAGAGAGACAUAGGGAACAUAACACUUUUUGCAGAUAGUCAAGGUAUGACUCCUUUGAAAUGUAAUAUACAUAAUAUACUGAAAUCUAAUUUAAAUGUUACUUCUCAGAUUUUUAAUUACAACUAUUUCAAGACUUGACUGUUUUACUAUGUG
Molecule: messenger RNA, 966 nt
Organism: Carica papaya (papaya)
Lineage: Eukaryota; Viridiplantae; Streptophyta; Magnoliopsida; Brassicales; Caricaceae
Source: RefSeq, a predicted model, not a curated record